GUGUUAGACAUUGUUUAGGUUGGAAUUAAAUGGUCUUUAGGAGUAGAUAAAUUUAUUGGCAUUGUUUACGUUAGAAUUAAAUGGAUUUUUGAGGUGUUUUGGUUGUUUUAUAAUUAGGUAGAUACAUUGAUGAGCAUUUACACGAACAAAUCCCAUACUCUCAUUAAGUUUGCUUUAAAAAGUGACUAACUUUCCCUUUCUCAAUUCAUAUUUCUUUCAUUUAUGUGGAAUUCAUUUCUCUUCUCUUAUCAGAAGAAGCUAUAUUUCUUCUUUUUUAAUUUCUCCUCCUUCGCUAUGGAUCCAUUUAGUGAACCUUGUGGCUUUCAAAAUCUCCUAAACAGUCAACAACCAAACCCCUCCUUCUCCUACCUCUCUCGUGAACCAAGUAUUGAAGUCUCUGGAUGGCCUGAAGAUGCAAACGAAGAUGAAGUCAUCUUGUCUGACCGUAAAGAAAGGCGGAAAUGGUCACCAACUGAAGACAAUGUGCUCAUUUCUGUUUGGUUAAACACGUCCAAAGAUCCUGUCAUGGGAAAUGAGCAGAAAGCAAUUGCGUUUUGGAAACGAAUUGCUGCUUAUUUUGGUUCAAGUCCACAGCUUGCCGGUUACCAAAAGAGAGACACAACUUGCUGUAAAUCGAGGUGGGGGAAGAUUAAUGAGGGCGUGUGCAAGUUUGUUGGUUGCUAUGAUGCUGCAACCAAACAAAAAUCGAGUGGCCAGAGUGAGGAUGAUGUACUGAAGAUGGCUCAUGACAUUUUCUUCAAUGAUUAUAAGAGCAAAUUCACACUUGAGCAUGCAUGGUUGGAGUUGAGGCAUGAUCAAAAAUGGUGUGGAGGUCUGGCGAGUAAAGAUAAUGUGAGCUCUAAGAGAAGAAAGCUGGAUGAUCAAUCAUCACAGUCAUCAACGUCAGUGCCAUGUAGCCUUGGAGGAGAUGAACCAACAGCUCGGCCUGCUGGUGUCAAAGCUGCGAAGGGCAAAAGUAAAGCGGCUGUGAGUAAGGGUAAGACUUCUGAAGCAGAAGGGAAGUUGUGUGUUGACUUUCAGAACAUGUGGGAGAUCAAGCAAAAGGAUUUUGUAUUGAGAGACAAGCUUAACAAGCAGAAAUUGCUCGACUCCCUAAUUACCAAGACAGAGCCAUUAACUGAACCAGAGAUUGCUUUGAAAAAUAAGCUCAUUAAUGAUAUGUUGGCUUCUUAGUUUGAGUUUAUGGAUCUUUACAUUCUCUUAUUUUAUGUAUGAGUUUCAGUUAAUGUUUCUGGUCAAGUCUGUAUUUGUUUCUCUUUGUUUUCGAGUCUGUAUACAUUUUCUUUGGAGUCUGUAUUAUGUAUAAUAUUGGCUAUUUCAAUGAAUAAUAUUGGUUUCUGUUUUUCUU
This is a messenger RNA of Brassica napus (rape), 1369 nucleotides long. Its product is annotated as glutathione S-transferase T3-like. The transcript has a single exon. The record is from RefSeq and is a predicted model, not a curated record. NCBI's taxonomy places the organism in Eukaryota, Viridiplantae, Streptophyta, Magnoliopsida, Brassicales, Brassicaceae. Bases 223 to 1194 code for a protein of 323 amino acids.